Molecule: messenger RNA, 906 nt
Organism: Morchella sextelata
Lineage: Eukaryota; Fungi; Ascomycota; Pezizomycetes; Pezizales; Morchellaceae
Exons: 6
Coding region: 1-906 (301 amino acids)
Biological process (GO): transmembrane transport
Molecular function (GO): transmembrane transporter activity
Source: RefSeq, a predicted model, not a curated record
AUGAGCGCCCCACCACCGCCGCCAAAGACUGCAGAGCGACAGCAACACUCGGCGUAUAGAGGCUUUGUGGCGGGUGUGUUUUCGGGGGUGGGGAAAUUGACUGUCGGGCAUCCAUUCGACACCAUUAAAGUCCGCCUCCAAACCUCCACCACAACCCACUUCAAAGGCCCCCUCGACUGCCUCCGCCAAACCAUCCACCGCGAAGGUUUCCGCGGCCUCUACAAAGGCGCCAGCCCACCACUAGUUGGCUGGAUGUUUAUGGAUUCUUUGAUGCUGGGAUCGCUAUCAAACUACCGCUCACUGAUAAAGACCAACUUCUACCCGCACCAGGAGCGCCUGCCGCCUAUGGCGCAGGGCGUGGCCGGCGUGAUGGCGGGCUGGACGGUUAGUCUGAUUGCUGCGCCUGUGGAACAUGUCAAGGCGCGACUUCAGGUGCAGUAUAAUGCCCGCGGGAACCGGGAGGGCAUGAAGUAUAAGGGACCUAUUGACUGUAUCAAGAAGCUGUACGGAUCCCACGGCCUCCGCGGCCUCUACCACGGCCUCACAGCAACACUGCUAUUCCGCACCUUCUUCUUCUUCUGGUGGGGGUCCUAUGAUCUCUUCUCGCGCUACCUGUCCACGCACACGAACCUCUCCACGCCCGCAAUAAACUUCUGGGCCGGCGGGCUCAGCGCACAGAUGUUCUGGAUAACGAGCUAUCCGAGUGACGCCAUCAAGCAGCGCAUCAUGACGGACGAUCUGGACCAGAGACGGCUUAAGAAUUGGCGGGAGGCGGCGAGGAGCGUGUACAGGGAGGCGGGGUGGAGAGGGUAUUGGAGGGGAUUUUUACCGUGCUUCCUCAGGGCGUUUCCGGCGAAUGCGGUGGCGUUGGUGGCGUUUGAGGGCGUGAUGAGGAAUCUGCCGUAG